Molecule: messenger RNA, 462 nt
Organism: Rhagoletis zephyria (snowberry fruit fly)
Lineage: Eukaryota; Metazoa; Arthropoda; Insecta; Diptera; Tephritidae
Source: RefSeq, a predicted model, not a curated record
AUGAAGCCAUACCCGCAUAGCGUAAACAACACACCUGAACAACAAAAAUUCAACUAUAGAUUAUCCAAGUGUCGACGUGUUGUGGAAAAUGCUUUUGACCAUUUAAAAGCCAGAUUUAGAAGAAUUGGAAAAGGCGUGGAUAAUCACAUAAAAAAUGCAAACACUGUGAUUUGUGCUGCAUGCGUUUUACACAAUUUUUUAAUUGCACAGAAGGACUCUAUCGUAGAGAAUUGGGUAGUAGAAAUGCAACGAGAUAGCAGGUGCAACCCGCAAUGCAGCAACAACCAAAGUGAUCGAUCUGAAGGAGAAUUGAUAAGAAAUUCUUUAAAGGAAUAUUUCCGUGUGGAGACUUCGCUGAGGGCUGGAAACGAUGAUGCCGAAAAUGUAGGGGACGAAUCAACUGGAAGUGAAGAGCAUGAAGGCGAAAUUGGCGACGUAGGCGGCAUUGCUAUACAACAAUAA